AUGGACCCACUCUCUACCUCCAACAAUCAACCUUCAAGCUCUAGUGUACUUUCCUCUCAACCUUUACCUAACCCCAAGGGUGGAAUUAAUGCCGUUACUUUGAGGUCCGAUACUACAUUACGAGAGAGGAGUCCCGAGGAGCCAAGCUCAAGAGAAGACAUUCAAGAUGAAGAUGUUGUUGAGGUAGAAGAUAUUGAAGAAGAGGAUGAGGUACAAGAUGCGGUUGAAGAAGAAGUUGCUCAACCAAGGGAUAGAGUAUCUAAGGAAGACGAUGUUGUGAAAGAGGCCAUUCCCAUUCCUUUUCCACACCUUGCUAGGAGAACUAAAAAGCAAGUGGAUCUAGACCCCAAGAUGGUGGAGAUCUUCAAAAAGGUUGAGGUAACUAUUCCCCUUUUUGAUGCUAUUCGCCAGGUUCCUAAGUAUGCUAAGUUUCUAAAAGAUUUGUGCAUGAAUAAGGAAAAGAUCCAUGAUUUAGAAACUAUUCCUUUGGGUAGCUCGAUUUCUGCUCUUACGAGUGCUAUACCGGAGAAAUGUGGUGAUCGCAGUCCUUGUAUGGUUACUUGCACUAUAGGAGGUGUACAAUUUGUUGACUACAUGUGUGAUUUAGGUGCAUGUGUUAGCAUUAUGCCAUUAUCUAUAUGUGAUGCUUUGAAGCUUCCACCGUUGAGAAGGUCAACAGCUCGUUUUGUUUUGGCAGAUAAGAGCAUAAUCUCAGUGGUUAGCAUUGUGGAAGACGUCUUGGUGAGAAUUAAGGGGUUGACUUUCCCUAUUGACUUCUACAUUCUAGAGAUGCCCCCUAAUGACUCUGGGAGACCUUCAUCUAUCUUGCUUAGGAGGCCGUUUUUGAAGACUUCUCGGUUUAAAUUGGAUGCCUUCUCAGGUACAUAUUCUGUUGAGAUUGAUGGAAGAGUAGUGAGCUUCAACCUUGAUGAAGCUAUGAAGCACCCACCGGAAGACCACUCCAUCUUCCAGUGUGACAUUAUUGAUGAGACUGUGCCUAAAGCUCACCAAGAGGCAGUUGAUGAGAAGAACAUGGCUCACGGUGCAAGUGUGGGAAAGUCCUCUGAAUAUACUGAAGACACCUUGCCACCUCCAGUGGUUCCAGAUGAUUAA
Messenger RNA from Arachis stenosperma, 1113 nucleotides. RefSeq lists its product as uncharacterized. The transcript has a single exon. The coding region runs from base 1 to 1113 and encodes 370 amino acids. The record is from RefSeq and is a predicted model, not a curated record. NCBI's taxonomy places the organism in Eukaryota, Viridiplantae, Streptophyta, Magnoliopsida, Fabales, Fabaceae.